AUGUAUUCGAAACGACAACAAUUACCUACGACAAUAUCUAAUUGGAUAGACAAAGAUGUUAAAGUAAGAAAAUUUACACCUAAUUUAGGUUUGAUGUCAGCUGAUACCCGACAAAAUGUAAUGCUAAGUCGAAAGUUUUUUUCUAAUAUGCUUAAUUUAUCAAAUGAACGUCAGCGUAAAAUUACUCGAUGUGAUUUUGAAAAAAAUAAAUUUCUUAAAAAUCAACGAACAAAAGCAGAAACAAUAAUGCCUGGUCUUUUACCAUAUAUUGAACCAUUAAUAAAUGAUAUACCUAAAGAAACAGCAUCGAAACGUAUAUCAAAUAAAAAUGAACAAUUCAUAAGUUCAUCAUUUCAAUCAUUUACAUCAUAUUCAAAUACGAAAUCUGAAUUAACAUUUUCACGAGAACAAUCAAUAAAACAAAAUAAAAUGCCACAACUUAAUUCAACGAAAUUUUAUAAUCGACAACAAAAAUCAUCUGAACGAACAUAUCAUUUAGCUCAACCAAAGAAUAAUCACCUUAAUUCAACAAAACAAAAUCAUGUUCGUUCAAAUACUCUAGUACCAUUAACUGUUCAUGAUAUAUUUGGUGAUCUAGAUGAUGAUGAUAAUGAUGAUCAGAGUUAUGAUUCUUUAUUACCGGAAAAACCUUCAAGUGCAUCAAAAGAUCGACGUUUUCAGAGAUUAAUUCAUUUAUUUUCUGAAGUAUAUGAAUGUGAACCAAAAAAAUAUCGAUCAGUUAAAAGUAUAAUUCAAUCGAAUUCAUCUUUGCAAAAUGAAAAUAAACAAAAACAACCAAUUUCUGAUUCAAUUGAACUUGAAAAUCAUCAACAAAUAAUUUCUGAUGAAUGUUAUAAUAAAACAGACAUGUAUUUAAUUGAUGUAGCCGUAUGA
Molecule: messenger RNA, 894 nt
Organism: Rotaria sp. Silwood2
Lineage: Eukaryota; Metazoa; Rotifera; Eurotatoria; Philodinida; Philodinidae
Source: the annotation of a GenBank genome assembly